AUGACAGAAAACCUAACUAUUACGACGAGCUAUCCACCAAGACCAGCUUCUCCGAAUCCGCAAGGUACCGAAAUUGCUUUAUCUUGCCGUAAAACUGUCGUUUUCUUUACAGAUGAUAUAGAUUUGAUCAAAACGAACAAAAUUGACGAGAAUCUUUGGAUUCAAAAGAUAGAACUGAAGCAAACGCUCAACGCGGCGACGGAGCACCUGAAGGCGUGUUGUGUCCUUCUGAAUCUGUCGGCAAAGUGCGAUGAGCGAUUGAAAAUCGCAUACUGCCACGGAAAAACGGAGAAAUACCAGUUGGUAUCGAGGACCGGCAAUUCGGACAAUUUGAAAGCUGCGGUGACACUUCUGGAUGAUAAUGUGAUACAAGCAGAAGUCACAGUCAAGUAUCCGAAGGCCGGCGGCGGAUACUACCGAGCCGUGGCCCAGCCGGAUGUGCAAUGGAAACUGCAGCAGCUGCAAGACGUCGGAAAUCACAUUUCGAGAGUGACAAUCUCACUCUGCGACCUUCUGGAAGAAAUACAACUGCUUGGAGGAUCUGAAGGCGGCGAGAAGGAUCAAUUCACACUGGCGACCGGAAAACGAAUGCUGGAAGAGCUGAGAGCAAUGAUGAACGAGAUUUCGUUGGCACGUAAUACGAUUAUGCUGCCGAGGAAAAGGUUUGUACUAAAUUUCUAUAAUUUAUUCCUGCAUUGGAAAAGAAUACCCAAAAAAUUCCUUAAAGGAGUCUUCUGGAGCUCUGCUACUUCCCUCCCACUCGAAAAUUCGUCCCACCGCUCCCACAGGACCAGUUGAUCUCCUUCUACAUUUCCAGUUGUCGCUUGGUAAAACCUCUUCUAUUUUUCACGUUAAAAUUUGUGCUUUCAGGUGUGCGCUUCCUAUCAAAUGGUCCCCAAGACCGUCCAUCCGCAGGGAUUGUCCGUUUUCAUGGCCGAGUGCCAACUGCCGCACCUCGACGAAGUCAUCAAACACCUCAACAACGUCAUGGCCAGUGUUCAGACGCUAAUAACCUACUUUGCAGCUACCAUGUAGCUCAGUUAAUAUUAUUAGAGUUAUAUUUAUUGUAGAAUUUCAAAUGUAUUUAUUUACUACACAUAUUUAUUGCUUUAUUCUCGGUCACAUUGCCAUGCAUUCCUUCAUUUUCACUGCAUUCUUCCCGCUCCGUCAUAAUAUUCUCACUAAAGGCUGCUUUUUCUCUGAAUGUUCGAAGUUUCUAUCUAACAAUUGGUUUUUCGAAGCCAAGAUCUUAUUUCACUUGAAAAUUCCCUUCAGAUCCCUCACUGCCAUUUAAACACAGUCACCAGGUGGGAAACAUUCCAAAACUAAACAUCAUCGAUCAUCAAAUUAUUUAUUUUCCUCGUUCCGUUUCAUUGACCUUCGAAACUCUCGCGUCCCUCACGUUUCGGCGUGGUAACGUGAGACUGCCCUCUCUGCGCCCUCCCCGGUCCCCACACUGUCUCGUCGGACGUCUGCUUCUCUAAAACUCUUCUCCGUUUUUGCAGAAUGCUCGCUCGAGGAGGCGCCGUCAUUGCCAGAGGAGCGUCCCUAACUGCUGCCCGCCACUUUUCGCGCACGUUUGUUCCGAUGGCUAAGGUGAGUGUGAAAACAUGAAAAUUUUGAAAUUGGGAGAGAAAAGACCACUAAUCAUCAUGGAAGACGUUCAAAGAUUCUGAAAUUUUCGAGAAUUCUAAAAUUCUAAAAUGAGCUUUUGUAGUUGAAAUCCUCAAGCGCUAUUUCCGCUAUUUCUCGCUAGAUGAGUGAGUUUCAGCAGUUAAAAAAAAAACAUGAUGCAAUUCAUACAUUCCAUCGGUCGAAUGUAUUUAUUUUAAUCCAACUGAUCAAAUCCGAGGUAAUCCCCUCUCUCAUUUCAGAUUCGUGUUGAACGCGACACCUUCGGUGAGCUCGAAGUGCCGGCCGACCGCUACUAUGGUGCUCAGACCGCCCGUUCGCAGAUGAACUUCAAGAUUGGAGGACCGGAAGAGCGUAUGCCGAUCCCGGUGAUCCACGCUUUCGGAAUCCUCAAGAAGGCCGCCGCGCUCGUCAACACCGAGUUUGGACUCGACAAGAAGCUGGCUGAGGCUAUUUCUCAGGCCGCUGGUGAGUAAAAUUCGUUCAUUUGUGAAGCGAAACGGUGUUUUCAGAUGAGGUCAUCUCUGGAAAGCUCGACGAUCACUUCCCACUUGUCACCUGGCAAACUGGAUCUGGAACCCAGUCGAACAUGAACGUUAACGAGGUUAUCUCCAACCGGUGCGAUUUUCGCUUCCGCAUCUCGCCUCAUUCUGCAUUUUUCCAGCGCCAUCGAAAUCCUUGGAGGAGAGCUCGGAUCAAAGAAGCCAGUGCAUCCGAAUGACCACGUGAACAUGUCGCAGUCCUCGAACGACACGUUCCCAACUGCCAUGCACAUCGCCGUCGGACGCGAAGUCAACUCCCGCCUCCUUCCGGCUCUCCACAAGCUCCGCACUGCUCUUCACAAUAAGGCCGAGGAGUUCAAGGACAUAAUUAAGAUCGGACGUACGCACACCCAGGACGCCGUGCCACUCACUCUCGGACAGGAGUUCUCCGCCUACGUGCAGCAGCUCGACAACUCGAUCUUUCGUGUCGAGUCCACUCUUCCCCGUCUCUACCAAUUGGCCGCCGGAGGAACCGCCGUCGGAACCGGACUCAACACCCGCAAGGGAUUCGCCGAGAAGGUCGCCGCCACCGUUUCCGACCUCACCGGACUUCCGUUUGUCACCGCUCCCAACAAGUUCGAGGCUCUUGCCGCCCACGACGCUCUCGUUGAAGUGCACGGAGCCCUCAACACUGUCGCCGUCUCUUUCAUGAAGAUCGGAAACGACAUCAGAUUCCUCGGAUCUGGACCACGCUGUGGACUCGGAGAGCUUUCCCUCCCGGAGAACGAGCCAGGAAGUUCGAUUAUGCCAGGAAAAGUGAACCCGACUCAGUGCGAAGCCAUCACGAUGGUUGCCGCUCAAGUUAUGGGAAAUCAGGUGGCCGUGUCGGUCGGAGGAUCCAACGGACACUUCGAAUUGAACGUCUUCAAGCCACUCAUCGUCCGCAACGUGCUCCAAUCCACCCGUCUGCUCGCUGACUCCGCCGUCAGCUUCACUGACCACUGCGUCGACGGAAUCAUCGCCAACAAGGACAACAUCGCCAAGGUAUACAAGCAAUCCACAAAACUCAAUUGAAAGUUUUCUUCUAGAUCAUGCGUGAGUCGCUGAUGCUCGUCACCGCUCUCAACCCACACAUCGGAUACGACAAUGCCGCGAAGAUCGCCAAGACGGCUCACAAGAACGGAACGACUCUUGUCCAGGAGGCCGUCAAGCUCGGAAUCCUCAACGAGGAGCAGUUUGCCCAAUGGGUGAAGCCAGAGAACAUGCUCGGACCAAAGUAA
Molecule: messenger RNA, 3394 nt
Organism: Caenorhabditis sp. 36 PRJEB53466
Lineage: Eukaryota; Metazoa; Nematoda; Chromadorea; Rhabditida; Rhabditidae
Source: the annotation of a GenBank genome assembly